Messenger RNA from Mytilus trossulus (common blue mussel), 2152 nucleotides. Its product is annotated as leucine-rich repeat-containing protein 28-like. Gene Ontology annotation, molecular function: protein binding. The coding region runs from base 140 to 1267 and encodes 375 amino acids. The record is from RefSeq and is a predicted model, not a curated record. The transcript is spliced from 10 exons. Lineage: Eukaryota; Metazoa; Mollusca; Bivalvia; Mytilida; Mytilidae.
AAAAUAAUUUGUAAAGUGAAGAUCUGUGAAGGACUACAGCUAAAAUGAUCUUUUAUCAGCUAGUAACAUUUUGCAAACAUGUCAAACAUAAAGACUUUAGUAUACAUGGUAUAUAAAUCUGGACUUUCACUCUAGAAGAAUGGAUGUACCAGAGCAGCAAAAUCAACUUUGUAACAAGGUUUGCAGUUUACAGUUAACAUAUAAAGGUUUAACAGAGUUUCCAGAGGACUUACUGACAGAUGAGAGUUAUAAAGUAUUGAAUCAUAUUUACUUAGGCAGGAACUUGAUAUCUAAGUUGCCUGAAAAUCUUGGUAACCUCUCAGCAUUAACUGGACUAUUUGUAAAUCACAACAAGUUACAGUUUCUCCCAGAAGCCAUUGCAUGUUUGGAGAAUCUAGAUACUUUAAAUGUUACUGGGAAUGAGUUAACAAGUCUGCCAGCUGCCUUAGGGAACCUGUUGAAUUUACAGAAAUUACAGAUGUGUAACAACAAAUUAUCCAGGCUUCCUACAUGUAUUGGAAAGCUUUCUGAAUUGAGGUCUUUAGAAGUAGCCAAUAACAAUUUAAUUACAAUACCAGUAGAACUAUCAUAUUGUGAAAAACUUUUAACCUUGAACCUUGACAACAACAAGUUGACCUUUCUUCCUCGACAACUAAGGAACCUAACGAAUCUGAUUGAAUUUUCUGCUGUUGGAAAUAACUUAUAUGUUUUACCUCAAGAUAUAGGUAGUAAAGAUGCCUUGCAUACUUUGUAUGUAGAUAAGAAUGAAAGAUUGUAUACCUUGCCAUCAACUGUGUUAGGAAAAGAAAUUGGUUUCUAUAGCUGUGGUUGUGAGCCAUUGUCUCCAGAAAUCUUAGAACAUUUUCCUUAUGUAUAUAUCCAGCAUACAUUAACAGAAAAGUUACCAAUAUUAUUGCCACCAGACAUACAGCAUGUGUGUAAUAUGGAGCAGUGUAUACUACCACUCACUGAACUUGCAAUGAGGAAGGCUGCCACCAGUUUACUCACAUCAGAUAUUAUUGACAGUAUUCCUUACAACUUGAGUGCAACACUAUCAUGUCCAUUAGCUAAUUGUGAGAUGUGUCAAAGCAACAUAUUUCUAUCAGGAUUUCCUAUUGUAUACAAAGACUAUGUCAAGUCAGCCUACAUAUUAGGCAUGUGUUGUAGCUUACAGUGUACAAAGAGAUGUUUUCAUGGGACUGGUAAUGGGCUGCCUGUAGUGUAUCCACGUUCAGAGGACCUUUCGUUAGCAUUAGUCCUGGUAUAGUGAUAAAUCCGUCAAAGCCCAUAUCCACGUUCACAGGACCUUUAAUUAGCAUUAGUCCUUGUAUAGCUAUAAACCCAUCAAAGCCCAAAUCUGUGUUCAGAGGACCUUUAAUUAGCAUUAGUCCUUGUACAGUGAUAAAUCCGGCAAAGCCCAUAUCCACGUUCAGAGGAUCUUUUAUUAGCAUUAGUCUUUGUACAGUGAUAAAUCUGUCAAAGCCCAAAUUCACGUUCAGAGGAUCUUUUAUUAGCAUUAGUCUUUGUACAGUGAUAAAUCUGUCAAAGCCCGAAUCCACGUUCAGAGGAUCUUUUAUUAGCAUUAGUCUUUGUACAGUGAUAAAUCUGUCAAAGCCCAAAUCCACGUUCAGAGGAUCUUUUAUUAGCAUUAGUCUUUGUACAGUAAUAAAUCCAUCAGAGCCCAUAUCCACGUUCAGAGGACCUUUUAUUUGUCCUUGUUUUGUGGUCUAAACACUGACAUUAUGCAGGUUCUUUUACUUGAUUUAUAUUGUGUGAAUUAGUUGACUUUGAAAUUAAUAUUCCUGCAUAAUAAAUUAUUUUAUUUACAACUUUUUGUUAAUUUGCAGCCUGUUCAACUAUUCCUCUAGGUAGUUACAUUUUUACCAUAUGUGCAUUGUUUUAAAAGCUGAUACAAUAUAAAAUGUGUACAACAAUGUAAUAUAAGAUAAACUAGAUUUAGUGUGUACACAUAUUACAUAAAUAAAAAUUAUUUAAUAGAUGUGUACACAUGUUUUAUGAUAUGAUAAUACAAAUGUAUGUACUUGUGAUAUUGAUGCUAUUGUUUAUAUUUAUUUAUAAAAAAAAUAUUUUUGAAAUGAACAUGUAUAUUGUUGAAAAGUUAGCACUUGGUAUGUGAUUAUAUAUGAACUUA